This is a messenger RNA of Atta colombica, 2824 nucleotides long. RefSeq lists its product as uncharacterized. Gene Ontology annotation, biological process: signal transduction; regulation of small GTPase mediated signal transduction. The coding region runs from base 50 to 2743 and encodes 897 amino acids. Gene Ontology annotation, cellular component: cytoplasm. The transcript is spliced from 7 exons. The record is from RefSeq and is a predicted model, not a curated record. Gene Ontology annotation, molecular function: GTPase activator activity. Lineage: Eukaryota; Metazoa; Arthropoda; Insecta; Hymenoptera; Formicidae.
CAACAUGUAGGAGCGCGUUUAAAUUGCUCAUUCUUCCAUAUACACAACGAUGGCAGAUUUUAACGACGGGGUGGAUGGAAAGUUAGCUUUUAGAAUGCGAAAAGUCAAUCCCGAGCAAUUUCAUACGCUCGUAAAAAUGCAUCUGUCCUUCGAAUUGGAUCUUAACACGGAAGACAGUGAUGGUAUUACUGAGAAAGCAAGAUUGAAAAAGUGGGGUCUUCUAAACUUCACCAAAAAAUCCAAAUCUUCAGUCAAUUUAGAAAAAGGUACAGAAGGUGUUAUGUUAUCUGAGGAUGGUAUAAAUCAUUUGACACAACUAAUAGAUUAUCUGUCUAAGGAACAAAAUAUUGUACAAGAGGGAAUAUUUCGACGGACUGGAAAAUUAACAAGGCAACAGGAUUUAAAAACAGCUAUGUCUCAAGGUGUAUUUUUAGAUCUUGAUGAUGGUAGAUUUAGUGUACACGAUUGUGCUUCUGUGUUAAAAACGUUUCUGGCAGAACUAUCUGAACCACUCUUGACAGAUUUACAUUAUCCAGCGCAUUGCCAGAUUGCUGAAUUAUGCAGCUUGGAUGCAAAAUCAAAUGAUGCAAGACUAUUGAGUUCCUUACAAUUGCUAUUGCUGCUUUUGCCACCUCCUAACAGAAUUUUAUUGAAAGCUAUUGUUACCCUAUUGAACAAGACAGCGAGUUAUGAAUAUAGUAACAAAAUGAACAGUGAUACGCUAGCCACUCUCUUUACACCUCACUUAUUGUGUCCACGAAAAUUGACACCUGAAGCUUUGCAUAUCAAUUCUCAGAAUCUAUCUUGUCUAGUUGCAUUUAUGAUUAGAAAAGGUACGGAAAUGUUUGAGAUUCCACCAAAAUUGGCUACAGAUAUAAGAGCAUAUUGGGUGGAACAAGAAAGAAAAUUGCUGAGCCCUAAGAAGACUGAUUUAAACGAGUCAGUACCAGAUGCAACUAGUACAGCUCAUACUGUAUUCAGUUUUGUUGAUCGUAAAUUAACAGCGAAGGCUAAUUCCACGCAAGACACACAGGCCGCUUUGGCUCAACUAUAUGCUCAUAUACAAGCCAUGCCAGAAUCUGCCAAAAAGCGGCGACUUGUAAAACAAUUUAACAAGGAAAAUGGACAAGGUACACCCAGGCACGUAAAGAAUUGCAAAACCAAAAGUCUUGGAGAUUCCAUUAAGAAACACAUCUUUCAAAAGAAAAUCCUAGGUCACAAGAAAUUCGUUGACAUUAAUAUCGGAUGCAAUAUCACUAGAUCGAGCAGUGAAGAAAAUAUAUUGUCAACGAAAUUAGAAGAUUCAUUUCUUCCGGCAAGAGCGAUUCUUAGCAAAUCAAAUGAUGAACUUAGCAUGGAAAACUGUGAUACAAUUAAUAACGAUCUUUUACAUGUCAAAUAUACGAAUAAUAUAGAUAGCAUUAAGAAUGAAACUUUGACAAGUUGUAGAACAAAAAAGAUAAUAUCAAUCGAUGAAUCUACAGAUACAAAAGAGGAAUUGGAUGGAAAAAACAUACAUGAUACAAAACAGGAUUUGGGUUCUGUAGAACUUAGUUUGAGUUCAAGUUUACAAGAAAUUAAUGUAAUGAUUAAUGAGGAUAGUCACUCUGAUACUGAUAAAUUAACACGACCACUUAGUGAGCCACCUGACUUGUAUUCCACUCAUAAUAAUUUAAUGGACAAUAGUAAAUUUAUGCGGCGAAACUCGGAAUCCAUCCUCACAUCUGUUGCAAAUGUAAAAAGCUUUCCUUCAAAAACUUGUAUCUCGAAUGUAAAAUCAUCCGAAACUACUUUGAAUGUUGAAUCGCACGCUGAAAAUGCAUGUACACAUAAUUUACAGUCUCCGAUAGUAAAAAACAGAUUCAGGAAUGUGUACGCCGUUCAUACAUCGACGCCAUCAAGCUUAUUACGAAGCUUUGCAACUAACGACUAUAUCUUGACUCCUAUUACUAACAAUGAUAGAAGCAUGAGUCCGAUUACGCAAAGCGCAACAAAGAUGACGAAAGCCAUGCAGGAAACUAUGAUGACUCCGCGCUCCAGGAAGCCUGUAAUGAUUGUUUCAACUUCAAAUUUAUGCAAUCUCGUCACUGGCAGCAAUAAUUGCGAUUUACGUGGACCCAAUCUAGAUAUGGUUAGUACAAUAAAUAAUUGUGCUUCCAUUUUAGAGGAAUCUCAAACAUACAGCAGUACAGAUAAUGCGUUAGCUUAUACAAAAGAUGUCAAGAAUAAAGAAAAUAAAUUAGACACGCUCGAGAAACAUAGCUGUAUACAAUCUGUUGCAAACUGUUGCACCUGUAUGCAACAAAGUUCAAUGUCCAUAACGAGCACGUUCAGGGAAUAUCUAUUGUCAAGAAGUGUAUUAACCGCCAGUCCUGUCGAUCUCAGUUUUACAUCGCGGACAGGAGACUUUGAGCAAUCGGAAUCCGAUUUGAAUAUAUUAAAUGACGAUACUUUGUCUGAUAGUUUAUUGUGUUGCUUGGACGGUAAUCAACCAGAAUCUGAUACUUCCGGCAUUGCGUCUGGCAGCACGAAUAGUGCAAAUAAUUCCACUGAGAAAACAGAGGAAUUGUCUUCUCCGAGAAAACGAGGAACCAGCUUACAACGAAAUGAUUCUAAAAAAUCCGCGAGAGAAAGUGUGGUCAAGAGUACAAGAAGCGAAGAGUGCAAACAUAAACUGCGCGACGAGUCGACAUUAAAGCCAACAAAAAGCUUGAAAGAUAGCUUUCAAGAGACAUCAUUUUAAGCUAUCCAUACAAAUUAUUUAAUUAUUAAUAUUAAUAUAUCGUUAAGUUUAAAUAGAUUUCUCUGUAUGUAUACUAAGACU